AUCAAAAUUAUCUUAAAGAGGAAUGGAUAAAAAUAAUGACCGAAGGAGGGACGAAGGAAGACUUUUAUCGAAUGUAUAAAGACAUCGAUGCUGCUGCAGACAUCCCUGCUUGUCUUUUCUGGGAAGAAAUUUCUGAAGCGUUCCCUGACGUAAAGCUUAUUUUCACAUGCCGGAGCAGUGAAGAUGAAUGGUUGCAAAGUUACCAACUACAGAUGAAGGCUAUUGCAGAUAAUUACUUUGUUGCUAUAUGGCCGUUUCUCUCUUGGACAGCUUACGAAAAUUUCCAAUUCAGCCACCAUGCAGGCCGCGUAGCGUUCUGUUGCCCUCCACAAAGAAUGAAUCAAGUUUACCAAGGUGGAAGUCCAACUGUUUUGAAAAAGAGAUACAGAGACCACAACACCAGUGUUUUACAGAGGGCACCGAAAGACCGGCUUUUAAAAAUGAAUUUGUCAGAUGGAUGGGAACCUCUGUGCAAAUUUCUUGGAAAACCUAUCCCGAACGUCCCUUUUCCACAUAAAAACAAAAAAAGAUCGGUUAUAGAGGAAAUCAAUAAAAAAAGCCCGUUUGCUCGUCAUAUCAAAAGAGAAAUGUCCAUAGCAAUAUUUGUCAUUUCAGUGUUAUUAGCUGUGGGUGUUUUCUUUUUGAGUAAAUCAUUUUUCUGA
Messenger RNA from Styela clava, 662 nucleotides. NCBI's taxonomy places the organism in Eukaryota, Metazoa, Chordata, Ascidiacea, Stolidobranchia, Styelidae. The record is from RefSeq and is a predicted model, not a curated record.